AUGAAUCUUAAGUUCAGACAGGCUGUAUUAAAAGCAAUACGAAAGCAAAUAGCAAAGAAGCCAAAAGACCCAAUUAUUGUGGAAGAAAAAAAUGAGAACAUUGAAUUCAACUAUGCGAAUAAAUCUGAAAAGAGAACCACAGCGUUGUAUUGUGAUGCAUACAUCAAAAAUAUGAAAAUUCCGUUAAUAAUUGAUUCUGGUUCUGCUGGAUGUAUAAUUUCCCUAAAGUUGCUUAAAGACCUGGAUAUGGAGAUAACAGGAGCAUGUAAAACAAUAAUCGUUAAUGUAAAUAGUGAAAAAAGAAGACCCUUAGAUAACACUAACAGAUAA
Messenger RNA from Funneliformis geosporum, 330 nucleotides. NCBI's taxonomy places the organism in Eukaryota, Fungi, Glomeromycota, Glomeromycetes, Glomerales, Glomeraceae. The record is from the annotation of a GenBank genome assembly.